CUUGGCGAAGAGAGUCUUAGAGAGCUCGUGGUGCAAGGGAGGGCCGAAGAGAGAGAGAGAGAGAGAGAGAGAGAGAGAGAGAGAGAGAGGACGUACUAGGGCGAGGGAGGCUGAUCGAAAGAGAGAACCUGGGAAGGGAGAGAGGCUCAGCAAAAUGUCGAACAGAUCUUCCUCUCAGUCGAAGUGUGUAAUGAUUGAGGACUUGCGGCCAUCGCCAGGCAAUCAUGUGACUACUGUUUUCAUCGUUCUCGAGAAGCCUGACGCUCGGAAGAUCGGCGGCGAUCAUGGCGCUGGCAGGAUCUGCACGGCUCUGGUAGCGGAUUCUACUGCGGCCGUUAAUUUGCAGUUGUGCGGCAGCGAGAUCGACGCUUUCAAGCCCGGGGAUAUCGUGCGACUAACCGAUGGGCUCUUCUCUUUCGAGAAGACGAACUUGGCCCUGCGCGCGGGCAGAAAGGGCCAUCUUGAGAAGAUCGGAGAGUUCUGCAUGGUCUUCAAAGAGCAGCCGAAUAUGAGCAGACUUCAAUGGGUACAAGAGCCUAGUUCCCGGCAGAUGAUACCGAAGAUGGCGCGCAGAGUUUGACAGGCCCUGACGUCGAUGACGAGAGACUCUCAGAGAGCGUUUUUUUUUUUUUUUUUUUUUUGUAUUUUUUAUUGCUGCACGACUUCCACGACGUGCGUUGUGAUGCGUCUGAUGAUGACCCCUCUGCUACUUUUCGUCUUUUGCGUGUAAACGCCGUGAAGAUGGUGAUCACCCUGAGGCUCUCAGCCCUCUGAGAGCCCUCUGCUACAUCGAGGGCCUCGCUGCCCUUGCCACACCACCGUGACGGCCGAAGCGAAAAAAAACGAGAUCGAAUGCAUCUGCCCCAGAUCAGUGGUAAGAUGCAUCCGUUGCUAUAAUUCAUAGCAACAGAUGCAUCUAGCCCCCUUUUACGCGGGAUGAUGCAUUUCGAAUCGUUCGUUUUUCGGUUUCGACAGUGUUGUGGUGAUGAGACCCUUCGUCCAAUCGGAUUCCUAGAUGGGUAAUCAUCGCAGACGUUGUCCAAACACCAUGAUUGUUUGCGAUGGUCCCGCUGAAAUUUGAGAUGCUCCUCUUUUCUUCUUUUUUCUUUUCUUCUUCUUCUUCUCCUUCUUCUUCUUCUUCUGCUUUUUUUUUUUUUUUUUUUUUUUUUCCAAUGCGUGCCAUCAUCGUUGUGCAGCCUGAGGGCCAUGCUACUCUUCAUUCUCUGUAUCGUUCCAAGUCUGACGGAUGUCCAGCAGGAGUCGGCAGGACGAGGAGCUAUGGACGAUAGUCCCACCAGAUUAAAUUUUGGUUGAUUUCAUGAUCUGAAGCAACUUCAAGGCGAAGUCAUUUUCGCACGACGUGGCAGCCGAAGGAGGACCGAAGGAGGAUCGUGGUGAGAUCGACGACGUGGCAGCGACAUCCAGGAGGAGGAGCAGAGUGGUGCAGGCUCAAAGAAGACAGGACAGCACAUGCAUGAUCUGAAGCAACUUCAAGCCAAAGUCCAGGGAGGACCUGUUGUUACGAGGAAGGAGGCGGAUUGCUCCUUUUCUCACGAGGAGUUAUGGCAGUUUGCAUCACCUGCUGAAUCAUAGGAGGGUGAUGGCAUUCAUUUUGUCCAUCUGUGGUGUCCGCACUGCCAGUGUGGAUUUCACAUGCAAGAAUGAACGGUGUGAGACUGGUUCGUGCGGGGAAAUGCAGAAGGAAACAACGUAGAUGAGGGGGUAGUGGUGUGUGUGUGUGUGUGUAGAGAGAGAGAGAGAGAGAGAGAGAGAGAGAGAGAGAGAGAGAGAGAGAGAGAGAGAGAGAGAGAGUUCGUCCAGGGAAAUGCAGAAGGAAACAACGCAGAUGAGGGGGGAAGUGGUGUGUGUGUGUGUGUGGAGAGAGAGAGAGGGAGAGAGUUCGUCGAGGGAAAUGCAGAAGGAAACAACGCAGAUGAGGGGGGAAGUGGGAGUGUUCGUCAAUGUGUAGGUGUGUAGAUCAGGAGGGGGAAAGAUUGGCUUACAGAUGGGAAGCCAGAAAUGCGAGGAUGGAGGUGGUAGGAGGUCAGCCCUCCUCAUGGUCGCUUUCUUUUUUUUUUUUUUUUUUUUUUUUUUUCCGCCGAUCUUCUUAAGAUCAGGGAAUAAGAGAAGAUGGGCGCUAGAAGAGUUUAGAAAUAAUCAUGGUCUGGAGACUGUGAUGAGGAUUGAGCACAGGUUGCUGAGGUGGGCGGUUGCUACUUGGGAGGCGGCCGCAGCUAGAUCAAUUUGCCGACACUAUUCCGUUUGUUGAACUUUGUUCCGUUUCGUUUUUGAGAUCGUGAGAGAGACAGAUGUAAAGCGCAAAGUUUAGGACUGAACGUUUUUUUUUAGGCACGGAGAAGGUAGUAGGUGUAGCCGGAGGAUUUGGGAGUCGGGAGGAACUCGACCUCCAUUAUCAAGCUUUCACCUUUCACCUUUCGGUGAAGUUUCUGGGUCUGACAGAUUGUCAUCCUUUUCCUUUUAGUUCAUGGAAGCUCGACUUGCGACUGAGCCCAUGCAUUGACUCAUCAAGGAGAACUGGGGGAGGAGGAGGAUAGAUAGAUAGAGAGAGAGAGAGAGAGAGAGAGAGAGAGAGAGAGAGAGAGAGAGAGAGAGAGCAUCUCUUAUAUCCACCUGUGUAGCCGGGUGUGUGUGUGUGUAAGAGAUCCACCUGUGUAGCCAGGUGUGUGUGUGUGUGUGUGUGUGUGUGUGUGUGUGAGAGAGAGAGAGAGAGAGAGAGAGAGAGAGAGAGAGAGAGAGAGAGCGGCUACGAGCAUUAGAGACACGACUUUCGCUGUUGUAACUUGCAACGCAUUAUUCCGAAUGAGCCUGUUUCGGAAGCAACUUGAAGUUGGUCAUUGCUCGACGCUCGUCACUUCUUCAUAUUGAAUUUCCGCCUGACAGUGUGUCCAGUUGUGCCAAUCUGAUAUUAGACUAAAUAUAGCGACGGAGCGGAGCUUAAGGGAAAA
Molecule: messenger RNA, 2966 nt
Organism: Chara braunii
Lineage: Eukaryota; Viridiplantae; Streptophyta; Charophyceae; Charales; Characeae
Source: the annotation of a GenBank genome assembly